This is a messenger RNA of Capronia epimyces CBS 606.96, 1710 nucleotides long. RefSeq lists its product as uncharacterized. Gene Ontology annotation, biological process: mitochondrial translation; glutaminyl-tRNAGln biosynthesis via transamidation. Gene Ontology annotation, molecular function: glutaminyl-tRNA synthase (glutamine-hydrolyzing) activity. NCBI's taxonomy places the organism in Eukaryota, Fungi, Ascomycota, Eurotiomycetes, Chaetothyriales, Herpotrichiellaceae. The transcript has 3 exons. The record is from RefSeq and is a predicted model, not a curated record. Gene Ontology annotation, cellular component: glutamyl-tRNA(Gln) amidotransferase complex; mitochondrion. Bases 1 to 1710 code for a protein of 569 amino acids.
AUGCCUGUGCGUUUCGAUCGGGGCCAUCGUGACUGGAGGGACAUAUACCUGUUCAGGACGGCAAAGACUAUCCUGCGGCGUUCGCAGUUCCCCCCUCACUAUGGAAACCCGUACAUCUCGGUCAACAAGUCGUUACACGAUCCAGAAUAUCUUAUAGGACGACUAAAGCGCGCCCAAAGGCUUCACAGGAGUACGGAAAACUGGAACAACUAUAAUAUACUCAAGUCUGCCAAUGACGGCCACACGGUCGGAAUCAAAGACAAUAUCCUUACGAGAAACCUGCCGACGACAUGUGCCUCGAGAGUGCUCAAAGGGUUCUGCCCUUCGCAGGAUGCCACGGUCACAAAGUUGCUGGAAAAGGCGGGCAUGCUUGUCCUAGCCAAGACCAACAUGGACGAGUUUGGCAUGGGCUCACACUCGAUGAAUUCUGCGUAUGGGCCAGUGACCAACGGUGAUCCUCGCCGGCAAGGCGCCCUAUCGGUUGGGGGAAGCUCUGGUGGUAGCGCGCUGGCAGUCGCCCUCGAUCUCGCUCACGUUGCAAUCGGCACGGAUACGGGAGGAUCGAUUCGAUUGCCUGCGGCUUACAUGAGCUUGGUCGGUUUCAAGCCGUCCUAUGGUAUGAUUUCGCGAUAUGGUGUGGUGCCCUACGCAAACUCCCUCGACACUGUUGGGAUCAUUGCGAAAUCCGCGGCCGACAUUAGGCUCACGUUCGAUAUCCUCUCUCAACCGGAUGCGAGCGACCCCACAUGCCUGACUACUGGCUCCCGAACGCGGAUCCGAAUGGCGAAGAAUCGUCGCAGGGUAUCGGUCCUGGAGUCCAAGAUCCACUUCACCCCAGCCUUCACUCCUCGAGAAAAGGCUCCUCCGAUAGCGCGAGCUAGGGCGAGGAAUAUGUUUCUCUUCCAACGAAGUUUUGUGCGACGAAUUGGUGUUCCUUUAGAGUAUAAUAUCGCCGAGAUGCAUCCGUUGGUACGCUGGGCCUGGACGGCGACGUUAAGCCAUCUGCAGACGUACGGCUUCGAAAUUGUUCCUAUUUCCCUACCGUCCACGAAGCAUGCACUCUCAUCGUACUACGUUCUUGCUCCCGCCGAAGCUGCUUCCAACCUCGCCAAAUACGACGGUGUUCGCUACGGUGCGCCGCGGACUCGCCCUUCCGAUGAUGAUGAUAAAGCUGGCACUCUUUACUCGGGGUAUCGCCACGACAACCUGGGCCCUGAGGUCCAGAGGAGAAUUCUACUGGGGAAUUACAGCUUGAGCGCUGGUGCAAUGGACAAUUAUUUUAUCCAGGCCCAGAAGAUCCGGCGUAUGGUGCAAAAAGACUUCAGCACUGUUUUCAGAAUGCCACAUGCCUUCCACGAUUAUGCUCCUGUCAAGAACGGAGUGGAUGUGAUCAUCGUGCCCACGGCACCAACUCCUCCUCCGCACAUUCAAUUUUUGAAGGAUGCCAGUCCUGUUGAGUCAUACAUGAAUGAUGUCUUUACCGUCCCAGCCAGUCUGGCGGGCCUUCCAGCAAUAUCUGUGCCUGGACCCCGACAUCCUGAUUUCCCAUGGAAGGCUGAACGGGCAGUCGGGAUACAAGUCAUCGGACAAUACGGGGAUGAUUUCUCAGUCAUAUACUUCGCCCAGAACUUCCUGACCAACUUCCACAAUUUGAAGACUCUGGACCGUCUGCAGCACGAUAAGGUAUUCAAGGAAUUCGGAUCCUCCUAG